UUGGCCAUCAACUCCGAAUCAAACAUGCCUCGCGGACGCGUAAACAUGCCCACCUCGCACUCUGCUCCUUCCUCCUCCCACUCUCAUCCCGACUACAUUGACAUCGACGUCGACAUCGACAUUUCCGAACACCCCCAACACAACGCUCCGAUGUCUGACAAAGUAACCCCCCCUCGUGACCAAGGCCGCAUGCAAUACGCAGGCGAUGCUGCCGACGCGAAGCGAGACAACAAGGAGAACAUGGCGUCCUGGCAGCGGGAGAUCCACGACAGGAUCAAGGAGUACCCGGACAACAUCAACAGGUACCUCUCUACGAUGGUUCCGUCGGAUACACCUGUACCACCCUGCCCUAAUAUGGGCAGGUCGCUCCAGCUGAUUCAAGUGGGAAAUCUUGAGAACGCGAUGUAUGGGCCACUGAUGAAAGCACUGGAGCGAAUGGUAAGGCCGUUCCCGCACAGAAAGCGGCCCAAGUUCCACAACUACGAGCACAAGGUCAUGAAGUUUCCGUUCGAGCCGUACGAACACGACCAGCACCCCACGAAGCCCGACGUCAUUGCGACGUUCCCGACACUACCUUUCAUCUCUCCGCUGCAUCGCUGGAGACAUGUCGCUCUCGUCUUCGAACUCAAGUCGCUGGCGUCGGCCGACCCGAUGAUAAUGAACAUGCAGACGCACUGGGAGACGCUCGUGCAGCUUGCGAAGAGCGCGCGGAACAUCAUGCUCUCGCAGGGGAGACUGUUCGCGUUUGUCGUCGGUAUAUAUGGCGAUCAGGCUCGUAUCUUUCGCUUUGACCGCGCCGGUGCGAUAUGCUCGCCCAAGUUUGCGUACAAGAAUCAUCCGGAGAUCUUGCACGCGUUCAUGUGGCGCUUGUUCCACCCGCGAGACAGGCGUUGCGCCAUCGUCGGGGAGGAUCCGACGAUGAAGCUGGGAACGAGCAUGGACCGGAAGCUGGCAGACAAGCUCGCAUCGAGGUACGACGAUGAAUGGAAACGGACCGCGGAGACGCGGAAGGCAGUGCGACGGAUUACCAUGCAGGACGAGAAUGGAAAGCCGACGACGUACCUCGCAUACAAGUUGAUCUUCGUGAACUCUGGGCUGUUUUCCCGCGCGACACUGAUCUGGGAAGCCUUCAUCGUCGACAAGAGGAAUCGGAGCACAGGCGAGCGAUACAUUCUGAAGGAGACGUGGCGGCAGCUUGGUCGCCUCGACGAGGUCGGCUUCUACGAGAGGCUACAGUACGCGAAGCUCGAAGAACACAAGGAGAAUCAGGCGAAGGAUCGUGGCGUGGUCGAGGCAGAGACCAACGACGACGUCGAGGUCGAAGGGAAACUUGCGGCGGAGGUACAGGCGCUAGGCGAGGCCAGAUUCACGUACGGUGUCGCGAGGUACAUAUGCGGCGAGGACUACGGCGAGAGGGAUGAAGCACAUCGGAAGCUUGUGGAGCAGGCAGAGACCUCUGGAGCUCCUGUGCCCGAGGACACGAAGGCGGGUCACCGGACGAUCUCUGGGGUGCAUAAUGCGCCUGAGAAGGUGCGGAUGAAUGAACGGAGUCACAUGCGGAUGGUUCUCCAGACGGUUGGGACGCCGCUGGCGGACUUCAGGUGCACGCGGGAGGUCGUAUUAGCGCUGCGCGAUGCUGUGGAAGGACACAGAAGGGCGUAUGAAGCUGGGAUUAUACACCGCGACGUCAGCGAAGGGAACGUGAUGAUCUCGCGCCUUCAUUCUGCGUUCGCGGGCUUCAUCCAAGACUUCGACUUCAGCUUCAGUUGGCGACGGUUCUUGCAAAAGCGUGGCUGGGAUGUGGAUCUGACAACAUGGGAGAAGUACUGCGUCGAACAUGGGCACGAACCGCGCCAGACCGAUGGGAAGUCUGACCCUGCGAACGACAGCAAAGAGCGUACGGGAACGUUGCUCUUCAUGGCUGUUCAAGUGUUGGAAGGCGAGAUCACACAUGAAGCACGGCACGAUUUGGAGUCAUUCUAUUGGCUCCUUGUGUUCAUCGUCCUUCGGCAUACUAACCAUGGCCAUCACAAGAAAAGUGAGGCCUUCGGAAGCUUGUUCUGCCUCGACGACCUAGAUCAACGUGCCAGUACAAAGAUGGCUUGGCUGCAACACCGCAAAGCUCCUCUUCCAGUUCCUGGUAACGAGCCCUUGACGAAUCUUCUGGAAAAGUUCCGCAAUCUGCUGCAGGAAAACUUCCUUGUUCGGCUUGGAUCCAUCCGUCGCGUCACACAUGAAGAAGUUCUUCAGGUAUUUGACGCCGCAUUGGCCCAAGAGUGGCCCGUUGAUGACGCUGCCAUUCCGUGGGUUGCCCCUGCAAACCGAGGACAUACCCAACCGAUGACAGAAUCGAGGGGCAAGCCCGUGACGAUGGGUACCAAGGAUCACACCACUGCUGCCGACUUUCCGUUCCCCACCCACGAAAUCCCCCCGCCGCAGGCCGUGCCUGAGUACGAGCAGUCGGACAACGAGCAAGACGGCUCGAAGACUCCCGAUCAUAGCGACGACGAGGAUGCCAGUGUGAUGCUAGCCCAAGAGCCAAGCGACGAGGAGGUCGUCACAGAUAUUGACGAGCGUCCGAAUGCUCCGGACGCGCCUCAUGGACUUGCUCUUUUGGACGAGGAACCGCAACAACCAGAGGCCAAUGCGUCCGAGUCGCCGGAGCAAACGGAUCCUCAAACGCGCGCGAGCAGUCGCCGCCGCGCUCAAUCGCCUUCAAAGGCAAAGCCUCCGGUCACUAGGAACGCGGGCUCCCGUCGCAAUGUCGCUGAGACGUGGCCAGCGAGCAACGUUGACGCAGCCGGCGCGAGGCCGGGCCACCGCUACAACCUCCGCUCGUCGGGCCGUCGUGACUUCGGUGCGCCGAGCACCUCUGACGCAGCGGACUGUGCCCCAGUUGCUCCGCGGAGGUCGACUCGUGUUCGCGCGAAGGCAGCGUCGAAGCUACGGGAUACUGGGUCGAGGGACAGUAGCAUUGGGAAGCGUAGUCGUGAGGGAUCAGACCAGGACGAGGUCGAGGAAAGCCUGGCCGCGCAGUCGUCGAAGCGGCCGAGGACGGUCAGCCAACCCCGCGGCAGGAAGGCAUCGAAGAAGUCGGAGAAGAAGAAGUUGUAAUGUGCGUAGGCAACCCCUGAGUAUAGUAAACGAGGGACUUUGGAAUGUAUUAUAGAGUACCGGUUUCCUUCAUCCAUCUAUCUCGUUCCACCGCGCGGCGAAACGUUGACUGUUCAUGUCGUCUGCCACACCUGCCAGUAACUUGCAAUGUCAACUGGCAAUACGUUUGCGAAC
Fomitopsis serialis is the source of this 3288-nucleotide messenger RNA. RefSeq lists its product as uncharacterized. NCBI's taxonomy places the organism in Eukaryota, Fungi, Basidiomycota, Agaricomycetes, Polyporales, Fomitopsidaceae. Gene Ontology annotation, molecular function: protein kinase activity. Gene Ontology annotation, biological process: protein phosphorylation. The record is from RefSeq and is a predicted model, not a curated record. The transcript has 4 exons. Bases 25 to 3114 code for a protein of 1029 amino acids.